Strigops habroptila (Kakapo) is the source of this 3233-nucleotide messenger RNA. RefSeq names its product RNA binding protein, mRNA processing factor (gene RBPMS). NCBI's taxonomy places the organism in Eukaryota, Metazoa, Chordata, Aves, Psittaciformes, Psittacidae. The transcript is spliced from 9 exons. The record is from RefSeq and is a predicted model, not a curated record. Gene Ontology annotation, molecular function: mRNA binding. Bases 83 to 634 code for a protein of 183 amino acids.
ACCGCCGCCUCCAGCCUUCAGCACCGCCCGCCCCGGACGCGGCUGCCGCCGGCGGGACGACGAGCCUGGCCCCGGACGCACCAUGAGCAGCCUCCCCGCCGAGCGGGAGGGCGGCCCCGCCGACACCGGCCUGCCCGAGGAGGAGGUGAGGACACUCUUUGUUAGUGGGUUGCCUCUGGACAUUAAGCCCCGGGAACUUUACCUGCUCUUCAGGCCCUUUAAGGGGUAUGAAGGGUCUCUCAUCAAACUCACCUCCAAGCAGCCCGUGGGCUUUGUCAGCUUCGACAGCCGCUCCGAGGCAGAGGCAGCGAAGAACGCGCUGAACGGCAUCCGCUUCGACCCCGAGAUCCCCCAGACGCUGCGGCUGGAGUUUGCCAAGGCCAACACCAAGAUGGCCAAGAGCAAGCUGGUGGGCACCCCAAACCCCAGCACGCCUCUCCCCACUGCCGUACCUCAGUUCAUCGCCCGCGAGCCCUAUGAGCUCACAGUGCCUGCACUUUACCCCAGUAGCCCUGAAGUGUGGGGGCCGUACCCCCUGUACCCAGCGGAGUUAGCACCUGCUCUACCUCCUCCUGCUUUCACCUAUCCCGCUUCGCUGCACGCCCAGUACCGAACAACCCAUCCACUCCCUUGAGCAUCGCUGGGAUGCGGCUUGCUGGAUGCGGGGUGUGAAGCAAAGCGACUCUGAGGAGAGGGAAAGCGAGGCGCAAAUGGAGGACCCAUCUUUUAUUGACAAGUGCUUUUCUGUUGGCUGUCCCGAUGGUAGCACGUGGAUGUUAAAAAUUAAGCACCUACCCAGCGGAGAAAAGAAGUGGAAAUGGAGGCGGUGGAGGAUUUCUUUGCAGUGCCAGCCUUUGGGAUGUUUCCUGUAGUGGCAUCACAGGGAUGCUGGGAAGAGAUGCCUGCCAUGGAGGGGGGGGACAGCUGCCUCCCCAGCAGCCAUGCUGGACAUUAUCCCAGCUUGUGCUCCUCAGCUCCAGCUUGGCGGUGAGCAGGAGGAAAUGAGCACAUGGAAACAGAUUUGCCGGAUAAGCCACAUCCGAAAGUCUUGAACCGGGUUAUCCGGAGCCACCAUCGCUGGAGCCAGAGACAGCCGGGGGCUGCUUUGAGCAGGAGGGCGAGGAAAAGCGAUCCAUGUACAAACCAUCCUCAGCCUCUGGAUGAAACUCCAGGUUUUCGGGCCCUGCUGUUUGUAGGAAGAGCGGCGGUAAAUAUUAUUGCAGUGACGUACUUGCCUUGUCAAGUAAGCACUAACAGGCAGCACCUGCGCUGCUCGGGAGGCUGGGGAAAUGGCCAGCAGAGGAAAUGGAGACGUAAGAAGGCUCCAAGGGCUCCUGGGAAAAUCCAUGCUGAGAACCGAUGUUAGAUGCUGAGACUAUCCUCACUUGGUCCUGCUGCAAGCAGCAAUGCCACAGGCUGCAUUCAGCCCCAGCAAGUGUCAUCAUCCCAACCAGAGCUGGGAUGUGCUGCGUGUGUUUUGACCUUCUCCUCGGGGAAGGCUGGGAAAAGGGAGCCCAGAGGAGCUUCGUGCCAGGGUGUGCGGCCACCACCCCUCUCACCUCGCUGCCCCUCUUGUCUUUGCAGAUGCGCUGGCUCCCUCCCUCCGAGGCUGGUUCUCAGGGCUGGAAGUCCCGUCAGUUCUGCUGAAUGCCGGGUCUCAGGUGUGUGAUGGUGGCCUACAGUCAGUCUUGUGGGUAUUAAUGGAGUCUUCCAAGGUGGCUACUGGGUUGGCAUGCUCUCUGCAAGACCACAGUGUGCUGGCUUGAAAAAAACCACAAACAAAAAACCUCACACAAGUUUGGAUUCCUCCAAGACUUUCCCACAGCCUCUAUCACACAUCUGCUCUCCUAGAAGAAAAGCGAAAAGCAUACCUAGUAAUAAUAUUUUCCUCUUUUACACUGUAUAUUUGUAAGAAAGAGUGUGUUACUUCUGAAAGCAUGGUUUGACAGGCAUUGCUGUAGUGUUUGAAAAGGCUCUUCAAACAGAACCAUAGGAAAGCAGACUAAGAAAAAAAAAACCCAACAAAAAAACCAACAAAAGGGCAAAACAAGAGCAAGUAUUUUUGUACCAAACAGAACAAUCUUAGACUGACUGGGUCAGACCACAAGUUUUGUGCUUGACUUUUGAAUGUGUGUCAUUAGGAGUCUGUAUCCCCUUGCCCCGUCAACUGCAUGUCAAAGGCAUGAUGCUCACGUGUGUGCAGAUGUCAAGAUGCACAAUUUGGGUGUGAAGGAAUCGUGCUCCCUCUGGCAUAGGAAUUGUGCUCUGGCUGCGUGGGCAAGACAUCUGCGGACACUGACAGUAUUACUGUUUUCUUCCCAGUUGUACCAAAUGACAACCAGGCAGGACAAUCAGAAACUUUCUUAUGGUGAUUUGUUUUUUACCUUAGGGCUAUGUUAAUAGCUUGCUGUGCAAAGCUUUGGCACGGUACAACGGGCUCAGAUCAGGGAUGGGCAGAGACAGCCCACAUAUGUAGCAAGGUGACAAUUUGCCUCCUCCUCCUCCUGCUGUGACUGCUUGAAGUUACAGGCAAUGUAAACUGCUGUAUGAGAAAAAACAAACGACAAGCCAUUGGUUUGCCAGCUUACUCGAGGUUGGGCAUGAGUCCUGAGCGAGCUGAGGGGCAAGAGACCGCUUGACAUAUCAGUCUCUCCCUCUCCUUGCUCCAGGAGGAAUUCGGGAAGAACAAAGCAAACCAAAACCUCAAAGAGAUUUCGGUUUCUUGCAAAAGGAGGUGCAAAACUUCUCCUUCCAUUGCCUCUCCCCCCAACCCCGUCCCCGCUGCAGGGCACACUGAGCUUCGCCGUAGCCCGUUUCCCAGCUGCACUGAAGACAUGGGGUGCCCGUGGCCUUGUUAAAUGCAUCAUAACCUUUUUCUUCCUCCCUCCUUUUAUUCUGUGGGUAGGCUGAGAUUUUGGCUGCUGGAGCCGGCGCAGGGUGUUGGGUGAAGUGGUGAGGUGGGAAACUGUCCUGUUGGGGUCUUCUGUAAGAAAUGGGAUUGAUACAGGCGAUGCAAGAAGAAAUCAAUUCCAAGACAAACCCCUGAGUGGCUCUAAAAGGAAUGAUAUCAGCAUUUCCAAGCGAUGGACUGACUCUUUUAGCAAACUAUUUCCUGUACUUUGUCUUGUGGAGAGGAGAGAAGCAUCCACAUUGUCUACUCCGCUUUUGGGAAUGUGUUUAAAGGUACUUUUCUAUUGUAAUUUUUUAAUAAAUGAAACCAGUGAUUAUUAUAA